This is a messenger RNA of Orbilia oligospora ATCC 24927, 1113 nucleotides long. RefSeq lists its product as uncharacterized. Bases 1 to 1113 code for a protein of 370 amino acids. NCBI's taxonomy places the organism in Eukaryota, Fungi, Ascomycota, Orbiliomycetes, Orbiliales, Orbiliaceae. The record is from RefSeq and is a predicted model, not a curated record. The transcript has a single exon.
AUGGCCUCCGAGCGUAUAAUGCCUCGCCAGCAGAGACCCGGCCGAGGAAAACAGCGCAACCAGACCCGUUGUAACCCUCGAUAUCUCAAUAGUAACAAAGAUAAUAUUGCAGAGGAGUGGGGUCCAUCUGGCCCUCAAGCUUCCACCGAGGAGCCUAACAAGCAUAACCUCAGGGCCGCCCUUUUAGCCAAUCAUGACCCCAAAACAUCUGACCAUCGAAAAAGUCAACCUCUUCCCUCAGAACAAGAAACCACAGCUCGGGAACUGGAUAGCGAGUAUGUUCUGGUAUAUAUCCAUAAAGUCCAAACAACCGAUACAAUGGCAGGUGUCCUUCUCGCCUAUGACAUCGAACCCGAUGUCCUCCGAAAAGCCAAUCGGUUGUGGCCAAAUGAUAGUAUACAAAUGCGCUCACAGCUUUACCUCCCUGUUGGCGAAUGUGCUGUGAAAGGGGUACCGCUUCCAGCUGAGGAAUUGGCAGGGCAGCGUGUGAAGUCUCUAAAAACCAAGGGGGGGGGCGACGAAUUGGGGAAUAGCAGCGAUCAGCAACAGCCCACGCCCCUCAGGAACAAUCAUAACAACGCCCCCGUACCAAUCUUACAAACAUCUGACGGCCAUCAUUCGUUCAUACACAUCGACCCCGUCGGUCCUGUUGAAAUUGUGAGGUUAGCAAGACCAAAGCUUUCUCACUUUCCAUCUCCUUCCAGCAACCGCAUGGUACCAAAGUCUCGCAUACUGGACCAUAGCUCUGUAAUCGAGCCCCAAUAUAAACCGCCCCCUCAGGAUAUAUCGACGGAUACUUUCGAGCGGCUCGAAACUGUCGGUGCAGCUAUCGAGACUUUUGUGCGUAGGGUUGCCGCGAGUGCAAGGAUGAACUGGGUCAAUAAAACAACAAGUGACUUGAUUGAGCUUACGUCCCAUGUGGGACGGCCGCCGCAAACUCCUGAUUCCAGAGGGACUAAUGCCAGCAAUACACGUAACACCAAUUCUUCCCGAUGCGAAGAGGUUGCUCCGGCGACAUUAGCGACCUCCAAUAGCUUUAUGGUGCAUGGGGGUAGUUCUGAAGCACCCAGGAAUCGCCGGCGGACAAAAAAAGUAGAGGCUUCUGAGGGGUAG